CUUUAUAAUCGUCGUAUAAUUGGGGAAAGCAGGGAAUGUGGAUGAUCACUAUUCACUACUCUCGAGAAGACGAAAUUCGAAACCAACAAAAGGGGCGUUGGCACUACUAUACCACCAAAGGGCUUGAGUUGAAAAUUUUCAGUUAAUCGAUAAAAACCGCCAGUAGUGGAUUAUAUAACAGAAUGAAACUGACUUGGAGCUGCCAAACAAGAACCACAUGCACUAGGGUUAAUCAAAUUCGGCAUUGCGAAAUCGUUCGUCUUCAAAUUCUGGAUCAUCUCAAGAAAUACUACGAGUGGAAUCAUGAACUGUGAAGUUUUCAAGCUGAAAGAACUUGAUGUGGAGCAAUUUGAGAUACAAGAUGUUCUCCAAUGAUACCUUGUGUAGCUUUAUCCUAAAAAAUAGAAAGGUCAAAAUGGCUGCAGGCAUUCUUCAUUCAAUCAUGUUUCACAGAGCAUUAGGUCUGAUAUAUCCAAAGAAUGUGGAUUCGGAACUCUUUGAGAUAACAUAUAUGCAGUGUAGUGAUUUUGUAAUUGAGAGGAAAGUUGAUGAGAAGAUUACCCAAUUUAUCGAUAAGGUGAAGAAGCACCCCAACCAGAAACACCAGAUCUGUGUAUCCUUCUAUGAAUCCAAAAACAAACAGACCUCAUGGUUCACAAAGAACGUUGAACGUUGCUACUGGGAACACUGGUACAUAAAUUUGAGCGUGGCUCAUAAUCCGAAAGCAGAUUCUGGCAAGUCUCACCACUCCAAAGUUGUUAACCUAGAAGAGGGUGCACCUAAUGAGAGGGAGGUUCGGCACUCAGGACUGGAAUCAUCUCUUCGUGAAGUUCUUCUUCAGAUAAUCAACUUUGUGAACGAGAAAAAGGACCAUAUUCCCUCGAUAGAAAAUCUUGAGGGUACCUCAUUUCCCUUUGAGAUCACCAUCUCAAGAUUCUGCUUUUGGGAUGGAACUGCUCAAGAGAAUGCUCCCGCAUGGCAAUCGACCAUGCUCGGCUGACUUUCAGUUUCUAAAGGGAUCUGAUUUUGUUUAACUUCAUGAUUGGGGUCCAGCCUCUCAUUUUGAGGACGGGAAAGUAAUCGACCAAGUUUGGUUUAGCCAUGUCCAUCAUCAUUCCCUCCAUCAAUUCCUUGCCCAAAACUCUUGAGAAGAAAGUGUUGGAAAAUAAAUUCAACAUGAUCCUGAAUAUUGCUGCACCGAUAUCUACCGCUUCCCCCAUUUGGCUACUCCUUUCACAUUAAUCAAAAAGUUCUUCCAUCUUCUUGUACCUUAUAGAAAACAUUUUCACUUUAUGUUUAACUUAUUUAUUUAAGUUUCCAAGUGUCCUUAAUUUUGAUGAGUACGUAGGAAUAUAAAUUGUGUAAUAAGCUCAUAGCUCUUGUAAGCUAUGAGCUUUUUCAAUAAAUGAAAUUUUUCAACAUUAUUUGGA
Molecule: messenger RNA, 1430 nt
Organism: Solanum lycopersicum (tomato)
Lineage: Eukaryota; Viridiplantae; Streptophyta; Magnoliopsida; Solanales; Solanaceae
Product: autophagy-related protein 101
Biological process (GO): autophagosome assembly; autophagy
Cellular component (GO): phagophore assembly site
Source: RefSeq, a predicted model, not a curated record